Messenger RNA from Eurytemora carolleeae, 3047 nucleotides. Its product is annotated as calmodulin-beta. Gene Ontology annotation, molecular function: calcium ion binding. The transcript has 7 exons. NCBI's taxonomy places the organism in Eukaryota, Metazoa, Arthropoda, Copepoda, Calanoida, Temoridae. The record is from RefSeq and is a predicted model, not a curated record. The coding region runs from base 54 to 560 and encodes 168 amino acids.
AGUCAAUAUUUCCAGUUAGCAGUUCAGUUAACUGGUAAACAAGCUUUAGCGAGAUGAGUUGGUUUCUGAUGAACAGGAAGGGGGAGGAGAGGAAGAAGAAGGAAGAGAUCAAGAAGCAGUUCAUGAAGGCUAUUGGAAAGGAUGCCUCUGAUGGUAAGCUGAGUAGAGAUCAGUGGACGAAUGUACUAAUAGCAGCGGGAAUACAUAACUCAACGGAGGAAGUGCAUAAGAGCUUUGAGACUAGAGUGCUAGAAAAUGGCAGGCUCUCCUUUGAAGAAUUCAUGGGAGAAGAGUCCAGAGCAGAACGACUCUUUAAGCUCAUGGAUAAAGAUGGCGACGGAUUUGUUACAAAAACGGAGUUCAGGGAGGUCUGUAAGAAUCUCAAUAGAGAGCAGAUUGACUUGGCUUUUAAGAAGUUUGAUCAAACAGGAAAUGAUAAGUUGAAUUUCCGCGAGUUUUGUGACAUGAUGAACAAGCGAACUAACAGCACAAAAAAAGGCAGUGAAACAGCCACAGCAAAUCCAUCAAACUCAUCAUCUCAUCAUGCGCCUGCGCAGUAAGAGGCGACCCAUGAAAAAUCACUUGGCAAGAGAAUUUUUUUCAGAUCAUCCUGUAUUUACAGGGUGCCAUCAACGAUAUACAAUUUGGUGACAGAAAUAUCUUUUUCCUUAUACCCAAACAUUACAAGUAUAAGUGCACCACAGCUUUUCUAAUAGAUGACUGGCGGAUUUCUACAUCAACAACAAUGAAAAAGUAAAAAACGCACUAUAACGUCGGUUUUGCUCAAAUAGAAGCUGAAUAGAAAAUGGGUCCUACGGAAAAUUAUUCCAAAACUCUGCAAACAAAAUUCAGUUUGACACUGAAUUUACCUGUGAAAUAAGAAGACGACAUUUUGGCAAUCUAAUGUGUUUAUGAUGUUGAUAUAAAGCAAACAAUUUAAACAAAAAUCUACGAAUGAAAUGAAAUGUGUCUGGCUACACUGCACAAUUGCUGUGUUUCAUAUUCAUUGAUCUUUUCAAAAUCAUAACUUGAGUUUUACAGUCGUCUUUCUAUUUUCUGGGUCCCAGUGUUCACAUCACAGUUGAAGACAGAUGAUAAGUUUUAAAUUGCAAACUGGGCAUAAAAUUAAAAAGUUGGCUUAAAAAUCCAGGAAAUCAUUUUAAAUGUAUGCUUUGAUUAUUUCAGAAAUUAUUAAAGUAUUGAAUGCACUUCAGGUUGAUUUCUGUCAUCUUUUAUAAUCCAAAAUAUACUGGCGACCACAGUAUGAAAGUAAUAUAGAACUUUUUAGACAUAUUUCAUCAAUUUAUUUCAAGCAAAGAAAAAAAAGACAACUUUCAUAUUGUUAUGCAAAUAUUUCUUUUUUUAAUAAAGGUAUAUUCAAAAAAAUAAUUAAACACAUAAGUGGUUUAAAAAUUAUAACCUAUGUUUUGGAACUUGCAGAAUCUAAUGGGCCAACAAGAUACUAUAGACCCAUAAAAUUGUAGAAUGGAAGACGACUGUCAGAUUCAAAUCAUGAUUUUACGUACUCCAUGAACAUGAAACAUGGCAAAUGUUAAGUGUACGUAAAAAGACUCAUUUCACUUAAUGAAUAAAUUCUAGGCAACUGGUAAAACUAUUAGCUUUAUAACAACAUCAAAAAUGCAUACAUGUGAUUGCUCAAAUCACAUCUUUUUAUUCCACUGUUUUAUGUACACCACUGUAUUAGAAAAUGCUUGAAAAUUUUUCUCUUUAACAGUAUUAUUUACACGUGUGAAACAACGGUGUGUUUUUUUUUCUAAACAUUUUUGUGAUUUCAUCAGUUGGCAAAUCACAAUGAAAUCAAAACCACGUGUUAAGUGAAUAAAACUCCAUGUUUUCUGUUAUAACAGUAAAAACCAGAACAGUGAAAUGAAUGUCGCCUCCUUUUGAAUUUAGAAAUGAUUUUAAAGAUCUUGUAGCUAGCAAUUGCUGCAACUGGUUUCUAAAACAGUUUAGGGCAUUGUUAAGAAAUAAAUUGCUCAGCGACAUUUCACAUUUUCUAAAUAAAAGUAGAAAAAGACAAGAAUUCCAAUUUUUUCUGGUUCUACUUGUUUUAGCGACAAUAUGUCUCAUUAGACUGCUUUUUUAAAUUUAUUAACAAAACAAAUAAUUGUAGAAAAUAAUAUAUUGUUAAAAAUUCCUGCACAUCCGGCCUUUCCUUAUUUCUCCCAUCCUUUAUAACACUCUCCCCUACUUUCCCCAACCCUCCACUAAUUCCCCACACCCUCCCCUACUUUCCCACAACCUUCACUAAUUUCCCCACCCUCCCCUACUUUCCCACACCCUUCACUAUAAUUUCCCCAACCCUCCACUAAUUCCCCACACCCUCCCCUACUUUCCAACACCCUCCCAUAUUUUUUUACAUCCUCACAUAACUUCCCAUAUUCCGAAUUGGUUAGGAUAUCUAAGAUUAACGUCGUAAAAAUAUAUUAGCAAGCACUACUUCUUUGAGUCAUUUAUACCUUUAAGGUGAUGCAUGCUCAUUUUUUUCUGACUUUCUGAUCACAAAAUAUUUCUACUCUGUACUCUGUAACCCAGAAUGUAAACUGUUAAAAGGUGUUUAUUUUAUACUAAAGGUGCAGGGAUAGGGUUUGUGUACAUUUUUCAGAUGACGUAUUCGAAGAAUCGUUCAGAAACUUGUUUAAGGGGAGUGUUUGCGACAAAUGAAAAAGGUAAAUAAUCAACUCAGGAAAUUUUAACCUUUUUUUUAACAAUAUUUGUUAUUUUUUUGUCAACACUAGUUCUUAGAGCAGUCUUAAUACGUCAUACCCCUAUACCUCUCAACUUUAGUGUAAAUACCUUUAAAACGUUAAUAUUUAUGUAUAUCUGUACUGUACUGUAGUGUGAAUAGUAAGUGUACAUGAGUGCUAUUUAUACCUGAAGCCGCCUUUAAAAAAGCAUCUUUCUAAUCAAACUUUUAAUUUUCAUAUUUUCAAGGCUUCUUCCUUCUCCAGAUUCCAUAUCAUAUUUACAAAAUAUUCUGUAUAUCAUAAUAUCAGUGUUAAAUAAAGUUUAAAAUUCCCCUCUGA